ACAAAACAGGAAAUUCACAAUAAAAUAAGCAGGGGCCGGGCGAUGCCUGCGGCCAUUAUCUAGCACGCUAUAUAUACUAUACACCUGAGUGGAGGAAUCAGAAUGGUGGGGCUCGGAGCUCCUUAAAAAGGGUGCGUUUGUGAUCAAUUUUACCUUAAUUCUCUUCCAAAACUCAGAACCAGGGAUCAGAAAGAAUCACAGAGAAAGAGGGAAGACAUGGCUACGGAAUCAUACGAGGAGGCCAUUGCAGGACUCUCGAAGCUUCUCAGUGUGAAAGCUAACCUCGGGGGCGUCGCCGCCGCAAGGAUCAAGCAGAUAACGGCCGAGUUGGAGGCGGUCGGUUCGAAGCAGUUUGAUCCGGUCGAGAGGAUCAAAACCGGAUUCGUCCACUUCAAGAAAGAGAAAUUUGAGAAGGAUCCUGCUUUGUACGGUGAACUUGCCAAAGGCCAGAGUCCAAAGUUUCUGGUAUUUGCAUGUUCAGACUCUCGCGUUUGUCCCUCCCAUGUCCUGAAUUUCCAACCGGGCGAGGCCUUUGUGGUACGAAACAUCGCCAACAUGGUCCCGCCCUACGACACGACAAAGUACUCAGGAGUGGGGGCGGCCAUUGAAUAUGCAGUGUUGCAUCUGAAGGUGGAAAAUAUUGUGAUCAUUGGACACAGCUGCUGUGGUGGUAUAAAGGGGCUCAUGUCUAUCCCAGACGAUGGGACCAUUGCCAGUGAAUUCAUCGAACAUUGGGUCAAAAUCUGUUCCCCCGCAAAGGCCAAGGUCAAGGCAGAGUACAGUGAGUUAAGUUUCCAUGAGCAGUGUACCAACUGCGAGAAGGAGGCUGUGAAUGUAUCGCUCGGAAACUUGUUGACAUAUCCUUUUGUGAGGGAUAGUGUGGUGAAGCAGACAGUAGCUCUCAAGGGUGCACACUACGAUUUUGUCAAAGGAACUUUCGAGCUCUGGGAUCUUGACUUCAAAAUUAUACCCUCCCUGUCGUCUGCAUGAGCAUCUGGUAUAUAUUGUCAUCCUCAGCUCGCAGGUUGUUGUAAAUUAAUGUUGGUGACAACUGGAAAAUGCUGUAAAUUAAUGUUGAUGACAACUGGAAAAUAACAAUAAGGUAUUACCAUGUAGUUGUUAUCUUGCCUGAAUAAUAAUGUCUAUGAACCAUAUAAACGUUGUUUUGGUCAUCUAAUCUAUUUUGUUAAGUAUUGAGGUGUUCUCGAACAUGUAUCGGAUUGGUUUAUGAUCUUAAAACUUUUGAAUUC
Messenger RNA from Juglans microcarpa x Juglans regia, 1250 nucleotides. Its product is annotated as carbonic anhydrase 2-like. Gene Ontology annotation, molecular function: zinc ion binding; carbonate dehydratase activity. The transcript has 9 exons. The record is from RefSeq and is a predicted model, not a curated record. Gene Ontology annotation, biological process: carbon utilization. Bases 217 to 990 code for a protein of 257 amino acids. Lineage: Eukaryota; Viridiplantae; Streptophyta; Magnoliopsida; Fagales; Juglandaceae.